Drosophila obscura is the source of this 2439-nucleotide messenger RNA. RefSeq lists its product as uncharacterized. The record is from RefSeq and is a predicted model, not a curated record. Bases 103 to 2166 code for a protein of 687 amino acids. Gene Ontology annotation, cellular component: ciliary basal body; axoneme. Gene Ontology annotation, biological process: cilium assembly. The transcript has 3 exons. Lineage: Eukaryota; Metazoa; Arthropoda; Insecta; Diptera; Drosophilidae.
UAGAUUCUACACUGAUUCUUAGUACAUGUGCUACGAGCAGCUUACAUAGGUACACCACAAACACUAAACAAAUAAUUCACAACAAUUAAACAUACAUUAAAAAUGGAUCCCGAAUUCAAACCUAUUUUAGACAACACCGAUACUGAUAUCAUAGAGAUCGCAGACGACCAGCCCCAAGAUAAUGAUAAUGCUGCCGCUGAGGUACCAGCGUCAAAGGCACAGGACCAGGAGGAGCCCGAGAAACAAGGCAAGUUUGAAUCGAUUCCCCAACCGCGAACAUCAGAACAAGAAAUAAAAGAUGCGGAGCAGAAGGAAACUGAUGCAAAAUUAGACAUUUUACCGGACGGAGAAGGUGUGAAGGCUGCGGAAGAUGGCGGGGUGCCAUUGUAUAUCUCGCAGGAAGAUUUUAAACGGAAGAAGAAAGCUGAGCGAAAGCUGCGAAUGAAAGAUGCGGAAGAAAAUCGUUUAAAGACAAGCGAUUCGAGGGUAUCCUUUGAUGUCAGGGCCCUGAAUGAGGGACGACUCGCUGACGAAGACGAGGCGGGCCAGGCAUUCCGCGAGGAGCGCAAGCGGGAGGAAAAGUUACGGGCUCGCCACACGCUGCUGCUAGAGGAGGAAUACGAGGAGGCGGUGAUCCGGGAUGUGGAGUAUGAGGAGGACGCCCAGACCCUUUAUUCGCAAACUUCUUCCAUAAGCAUCGCGAUGAGCAUAGGUACAGACACCGUUCAACUGAAGGAAGACUUUCUCAACGAAUUCGAUAUGCCCAGUCUGUCAGACUUCUCCGAGGACGAGAAAGAACCUCUUUCAAGUGUUCUCAGAGCGGAAUCCUUCGUCGAGAUGGCGACAGCCGAUGUUGGCGUCUUUGUGGACCCACUAACUGGCGAGGUUAUAACCAGCUCAAGCAAGAUCUCGCUCGAAGAGGCCCAAGUGGAGGCGGAAGAGGUGGCUCCAGACGUGGAAGAUGAGCCGGAGGAAUGCCCCGAGAUUACUGAUGAUGAUAUGCCAGCCUCGAUAAUUGAUCAGGACGACGACCAAGCUUUCGACCAUUUUCGAGAAACCUUCGACGUGCAGGAUCUGGUAGAGAAGGAAGACAUCGAUGCCGAGGCCAACAUGCAACGGGCCGAGCUCCUGAUGAUUACCCAAGGCUUUCUUCAAGAUCUCAUCGUUGCGUUGGUCAAAAAAUCCGAGGCCAUCGGUGUGGACCAUUUCAUCAGAGCUCGCUGCGACAAGAGCAAGCUAAUGGAGGAGCUCAUCACCGUCACGAACACCUUCUACUUUGAGAAAUUGGACAACAUCUUCCUGCAUGGUCGCGUCGCCGAGUACUACAAGCGGGUCAGGAAUAUGCGGGUGUUCUCACGACUGGACCAUAGCGACGAAGCCAACUACAUAAAGCGGUACCUGGAGGCCCUGGAUCAGCUCGACUGUGUGAAGAAUCGAUUCACUGCCGCCAAGAAGAAGAGCAGCUUUCUGCUGAACAAAAUUUUCAUGGAACUGUACUACACGCAAAACAAUGCCUCGCGCUGUGAAUCGCAUCUGGAGCAGACCGUACGCUAUUAUCUCUCGCCCAAGGAUUCUGAGUACCGCAAGCGGCUGGUCGAUCGUGAGCUGAGACUUAUGGCUGUCAAGCGGAACGAGAUCAGCGACUCGCGUCUCGUUCUCAUUACCAUGAAGCACACCUUGGCUCGUUUAACCACUAAAAUCAAUCAGCUGGAAUGUGUGGGCGAGGAUCUGUACAUAAACGACUUCAUAUCCAUUCAGAAUAAGGUGAUCACUCUGGACAAGAAAAUCGAGGAACGGAAUAUUGAAGAGAAGAAGCUGCGUUACAAGUACCAGGUGGACCUGCAUUUGACUCAGCACAACCGAGAGAAGGCGCUGGCUCUCGCCGACAAGCUGCUUCACAGUCAGGCCUCCCUUACACAGCUUCUGGAAAAGCAGCACGCCAUGAGAGAGCAUCUUUAUCGUGUGAAAAUGGACCGCACAAAGCUACGCAAACAGCAGAAGGAUCUGUCGUGCCAGGGUGGCAUCUUGUCGAUGCCGUCCCUUAUGUACGAAUACGAUAAGACAGUGGAGGGGCUGAAGGUGAAGCGAGCCAGCGUCUUCAAGCUGAGGGAGACACUGAAGAACCUCAGUCGUCGCAUCCAAGAGUAUGAGUCGUACUCCAUCUAGAAAUACUCCAUCCACCAAAUACUGAACCAAUCAAGAUACAAAAAUAGGAUCGUUCCUUUGCCUUCUUUUUACCCCUUUGAAAACGAUGAAAUUCUGAAUAGACCAAGUGAUAGACCAGAUAUUAUCACAGCGAGUGAUGGACACAUCCUCCGUGAGUGGCUUGUCAACCAUAGCCCGUUUUCCCUAUCAACAUUCUCCAAACGACAUUAUUUAUGUGAUGAAAAUUAUGAAAGAGGCAAAAUAAAGAAAAAAACACCUGAUUAUCUACAGGAA